Artibeus jamaicensis (Jamaican fruit-eating bat) is the source of this 903-nucleotide messenger RNA. It is a transcript of the gene DEPDC4, whose product is annotated as DEP domain containing 4. The record is from RefSeq and is a predicted model, not a curated record. The transcript is spliced from 6 exons. Lineage: Eukaryota; Metazoa; Chordata; Mammalia; Chiroptera; Phyllostomidae.
AUGAGGAGGCAGUACCUGGAUGAAAAGGAAAGGGAACUAAGAGCUCCACAACGGAAACCCGAGCUCCCGGACCGGGAGGCUCUCCCCGCAGCAGACGGCUCCAGCCCCUGGUCUUCCGUCACUUCAAGGCCUUUUAUGGGGACUCGAGCCUCUCGGAACCGCUCCCCGGAGCUCGCCGCUCGCCGAGCUAGGCUUCACGCGGGCGCCCACCACCCUGCCAGACCGGCCCUCGGCCCGUCACCUAGCAACGGUCGCCAGCACUCGGGGGGCGGGGCUGGAACUUCCUGGGCCGUCGCCCACCCCGCGAUCCGACGGGGGCGGAGUUACGGGCCAGGGGAGGGGCCGGCGCGCGAGCUUCUGGCGAUUCUUUCGACUCCGCUGUUCCGGAACCUUGGCAGCUAGAGCCUACCUCCCGGCCCAGGUCGAAUUUCAACAUACAAAGACUGUUUUACUGGUUCUGAUGCUGUUGAUGUAGUAUUAAGUCAUCUUAUGCAAAAUAUGUGCCUAAGUAGUAAUGCUAUGUUUCAUCUUAGAGGAGUUGGUCUUUGCCAAGUUCUGAUGAACCAUAAAGUAUUUGAACCAGUAGGAAUAAAGCUACUCAAAAAUGAGAAGAAAUUGGAAUUUGAAGUUUCAAACAAUACUCUACAGAAUGUGGCUGCUGAAGGCCCACUCAUUUUUAUGUAUUUUUACAGCACCUGGUUCAGUGCUGUGCCCAAAGAAGAUUUUUUGAAACAACAAACAUUGUUACGUAUUCUUCAAUUGAUUCACCUUCUAUUUGUGGAAAAUGUUUUGUAGCCAACUGUUAAAACACAAAAUCUUCAAUUAAAUAAAGAAGGGGAUCUUGUUAUCUCAAACACUUGUCUAGAUGGAGAUGUUAUUCCAUGUGUCUGUGUACCUGGGUAA